Planococcus citri (citrus mealybug) is the source of this 6300-nucleotide messenger RNA. It is a transcript of the gene Nup98-96, whose product is annotated as nuclear pore complex protein Nup98-96. Gene Ontology annotation, biological process: RNA export from nucleus; protein import into nucleus; post-transcriptional tethering of RNA polymerase II gene DNA at nuclear periphery. Gene Ontology annotation, molecular function: RNA binding; structural constituent of nuclear pore. Bases 197 to 5710 code for a protein of 1837 amino acids. NCBI's taxonomy places the organism in Eukaryota, Metazoa, Arthropoda, Insecta, Hemiptera, Pseudococcidae. The record is from RefSeq and is a predicted model, not a curated record. The transcript is spliced from 22 exons. Gene Ontology annotation, cellular component: nuclear pore; nuclear pore cytoplasmic filaments.
AUUCUCGUUACUCGUUUUCUUUCUCAUGAUUGCGCGUUCGUUAUUAAUUUUAGUGGAAGUUUUUAUUGAAUAUUUCGAAAUAAAAUGCGAAAAUAUGUGUUAGAAUAUAAGAUUAAAUUUGACUUUCGUUGAUGUGUGUUUUGACGACUAUAAACUUUCCGUACGUAAACUAUAGCGAGUGAAAUAACGCAGCAAAAUGUUCGGUAGUGGUUUCGGAAACAGAACGACGUCAGCGUUCGGCCAGACGACUUUCGGUAGGCCAACGACUAGUUUCGCUCAGCCUGGAUUCGGAACGACGAAUACUUCGUUAUUCGGUGGCCAAACAUCUCAAGCCAGCACGAGCUUAUUCGGUAACACAGCACCGACUCAAUCUUUCGGUGGAGGAUUCGCUUCCGGUACCGGAGGUUCGCUAUUCGGCGCUCAGCAGCCGACCACUGGCACAGGAGGUGGCUUAUUCGGUAGUCAGAACACCACCAUGAAUACAACAGGCGGUGGAUUGUUUGGAUCUUCGGGCACGACAGCAUUUGGUUCAAAUACAAGUGGCCUAGGUGCUUUUGGCGCGACGAGUAACACCGGAUUGUUCGGACAAACGCAGCAACCUGCUACGCAAUCUACUUCAUUAUUUGGACAACCGAGUACCGGUAGUACUGGGUUAUUUGGAUCUACUACAACAGGUGCUUUCGCUCCGGGUGCAACAGCAGCCACAGGAACGACAAUCAAAUUCAUUCCGGUUACUGGAACUGAUACCAUGCAGAGAAAUGGUCAAACUUCAACGAUUAGUACGAAACAUUAUUGCAUCACGUGUAUGAAAGAAUACGAAGGCAAAUCUCUGGAAGAAUUGAGAUACGAAGAUUACCUGGCGAAUAGAAAAGGACCAACUCAGGGUGUUCAAACAGGCAGCACGUUAUUCGGUGGAAGCGGUCAAUCGACGUUAUUCGGAGGCGCUACGAGCACACCGAGUACCGCAGGAGGUGGUCUAUUCGGUAGCAACGGCCCAAGUUUCGGUCAAACGAGCGUAUUCGGCCAAAGCAGCGGUCUUCAAACGAAUAACAGUCUGUUCGGUAAACCCGCAUCGACCGCUCCAUUCGGUGCAACGACCACAACACAGUCGACCGGAUUCGGAACGUUUGGACAACAACAACAACAAACUACUCUAUUCGGAGCGAAUACAAAUCAAGCGAAACCAGCGUUCGGCGUGUCUCAACCGAGCACCGGCCUAUUCGGCUCGACUGCUCCGGCCAGCACAGCAUUCGGAGCCCAGAACACCGGUUUUGGUGGCUUCAACACGCAGCAGCCGCAACCCACCCAGGGUAUCGGAUUAUUCGGUCAAUCUCAAAAUAAAUUCGGCGGCGGUUUUGGUGCCCAAACCACAUCCAGUUUCACCUUCGGUCAAGCCACAGCUACCAACUCGACGUCGUUAUUUGGCCAAAAACCAGCCACCACCGGAUUCGGAAUGGCUUCCACUACGUCGACCAGCACGUUCGGUAGCGCUACACCGUUCGGAGCUGCUCCGGCGGCCGGCGGAGGCUUAUUCAGCGGCGGAUUCAAUAAACCUCAAGCUACCGGAUUCUCAUUCGGAUCGAACACGGCGGCUGCUCCGACUCUAGGAGGCACUAACUUGAACGGUGGAUCGUUAUUCGGUAGCACGGCUGCGAAACCAACUGGACUAUUUGGCAGCGCCGCUCCAUCUACGGGACUUUUCGGAUCUACGAAUUUCGGCACUGGUACCGGAGGCGGAUUUGGUACCUCGAGCAAUACUGGUUUUGGAGGAUUGAAUUUCAGCAGCACCGGAUUAGGUAACUUGGGCGGAGCUCAGCCUACAGCUGCCUCAUCCAAUGUUACCGACCAAAUACAACUCUUGACCGUAUUACCCUAUGGUGAUUCGCCCUUGUAUAAGCAUCUACGUCCGGCUACCGGUAAAACCGAAGAUUUGCUCAAGCCAUCUGUAGUGCCGCAAAAACCAAAUGCCGACAGUAGCAGUUACAAAGUAUCGACGCAGAUUAAUAACAUAGUCGCGAGGAAAGCUCAUACAGCUACCGCGUUAGAGCCGGCGAAGAAAUCGUUGUUCGAUAAAGAUUACGAAGAUGUGAACAAAGUGCUCAGCCAGCAGAAAUCGAGCCCGAGGUAUUUGAAGCUGAAACCUAAGUCUAUGUUGAACAAGGGUAAACUGUCUUCCGAUACGACUACCGACCAGACUUCUUUGUCUGUUGAUAACACAAAUAAGGAAAAUCUUGGAGCUGGAAACUCCACUUAUACCGUCGAUACGCCUUAUUCGCCUCCAACGAACAUGAGCUCGUUCAUCGACAAUACCAGUCUACCUACAAGUCCAGCCCUGAGCAAGUCUACUCAGAUUAGCGUUGAAAUUCAUACGCCUCCUUCGACCUACAGCGACAAUACAAUGGCCGAGCUUAGAUCGCAAACUAAAUCAUCGGAAACGAAGAAAAACGUCUCGUUCGUCAGCGACACCCAAGAUGCCAGUUAUCAGAGUUACAACGCUACCAGCUCCUUUAUUUCAGAAAAAUCCGAAGGCGAAGAAGAAGAUAACGCCAUCGAAAUCGGAAACGAUUCGGAAAAAGAGCACGCUUGCGGUAUCACCCUACGUCGCGCUGAUUACUUCACCGUUCCAUCUCUUGCGGAUCUAGACGAGAUGACCGACGACGAUGGAAAGUGCAAGUUGAAGCAUUUCACAAUUGGACGUCAUAAUUUCGGAAACGUUACGUUUUACGACUCUUUCGACGUAGCUGGUCUCGACUUGGACACUAUCGUAUUCUUCCGUCACAAAGAAGUGGAAAUUUACCCGAAUGACGAUAAAAAACCGCCGGUCGGAGUUGGAUUAAAUAGAAGAGCUCAGGUCACGUUGGACCGAGUCUGGCCUCAGGAUAAAGCCAGCCGUCAAGUGAUCAAGGAUCCCGAACGUUUGAAACAACUGAAAUUUGUGGAUAAAUUGAAACGAUCGUCGGAGAAAAUGAACGCUCAAUUUAUCGAGUACAGACCGCCUACUGGAUCGUGGGUGUUUGAGGUGGAACAUUUCUCGAAAUAUGGUUUAGACGACUCGGACGAAGAUACGCCCCAGAAUAUCGACGAUAAAACCAAGAAACUGAUACCUCCGAGACCUUUUUCGAAAACGACAGCCGAUCUUAAGAAGAUCUUUAACGAUAAGCAGGAAUAUAAUUUGGGUAAAAAGAGAGGCUUGGAUGGUAAAAUAAUCGCGAGCGACGGUGACGCUGCGAUGGACCAGUUCAUUUACGACGAAAACGAUGAAAUGAUGGAUGACGAUCAUUUAACGCCUCUUUCUAAGCAUCACGAUUAUGAGCGUGAAUUCUACGAAAACGAAUUACACAGUCCGAUUGAAAAACUGGCUCGUGAUUUGGAUACAUCGUUGCAUAAGGUGCAACUGAUGAAGGCGUCGUUUUAUGUGGACGAAAACGCUCCCUUAGAUCCGGAAAUAUCGUUGGAAAAAGGUAUCCCCGAUUUGGAUCUAUUCGCCACCGGUCGUAUCGACGCCUAUAGGUCUACUCUGGCCACGAAGAACUUUCCUUCGUUGUUGAAGACUCAAUUCACAUCGCAGUUCCCACCACCUGUGGAGAUACCGUUUACAGAUUUCGCCGACGAAGAAUACAAACCACCUCUGUAUUCGCCGGAAAUCAAACCAGUACCGGCCGUACCCCACGUCGUGCUGCGUCCGCAACGUGUCCAGGUGAAAUACCGCAACGGUGUGAUCCCUCUGGAGCAGAGUGUUUUUCGUAACGCUUCCAAGUGUUUAUGCGACGUCGGUGUAUACUUCGGUCAGCAUUUCCGAGUAGGCUGGGGUAAAGGAUUAACCUUGGCUACGCAGUCGAGUAUCUGUACCGCGAAUACGGUCAUCGAUGGCGAAGUUGACUACGAAUGUCGUAUCAUAUCCGGCCGCAAAGAUUCCGAUUACACGCCCAGCGUUAUUCAUAAGCUAGAAAUGUCUACGUAUUCGAGUAGCGAUAAUAUGAAAGAGAUCACCGAGAACCAUUUGGAUGUUUGUUUACGCGAAAGCGUAUUCAAUUUCGAAGACGGGUGUCCGAUUUUGACGCCGAAAUUGGGCACAGACGCUUUGCACGCGCAUUGCGACAUCGAGCAGAGAAUUUCACGGAUCGAUGAAGAUUACAAUAGACAAGUGUGGGAGCUUAUGGUCGCCCUGUGGGGUAAUAUACCGGAUAUCGAAAUGGAAUACGAUCCAAAAAGUCACAAGAAUAAAAUGCUACGUAAAUCAGCUGUCAGUGAUUGGCUGAAAAAUGUCGUAUCAUCGGUCGCCGAAAACGAACUGAACGAAUCCGAUCCGGUCGCUUCGGUUGUAUCGCUCUUGUCGGCUGGUAAAAUAUACGAGGCUGCUAAAACAGCCAUGAAUAACGAUGAUUACAACUUGGCCUUGCUUAUAUCCCAAAUCGGCAGCAGUGAGCAUACUCGUUCGUUAAUGGAGCAACAAUUGAAACAAUGGCACGAAUCCGAAGCUGAUCAGUUGAUCGAUGAUGGACGUCUUAAGAUCAUGGCGUUGGUUGCCGGGCACAUGCUGUUCGUGUCGAGUAAACAUAUCGUCAACACUUGCGAGAAUUUAGAUUGGAAACGAGCGUUCGCUCUACAUUUAUGGUAUAUCACAGGAUCUGCGGACUCGUUAGUCGAAGCCCUCAACCAAUACGAGCUUGCGUUCAAAUCCGAUGGAAAAUUUGCCAACGCUCCUGAUCCUCCUUACGCUAAAGAUACGCUAGAAUACGAAACAAGCGACGGUCGCAAAGCUUUUGAUUUAUGUUAUCAUCUGCUGAAAUUGUACUCGCGACGAUCUUAUGCUCUAGAAACACUCCUUAAUCCUAUUACGCAUACCGCUAACGUAUUGGAUUAUCGUUUAAGUUGGUUGAUUAUGAUAACGUUGAAAAAUCUCGGAUUCACUCACCUAUCGGAGGAGAGCGAAUUCAUCCUUAGUACCAGUUUCGCUGCGCAACUAGAAGCACAAAACUUAUGGCAAUGGGCUGUGUUUGUUUUAUUACAUAUUAAAGAUCUUAACUGUCGAAUUAAUCGUGUUACCGAUACAAUCGGAAGAAACGUUCGACUCCUCGAAGAUCGUUCCAUCGGGUUAACCGCCGAAGAACAAUUCGUCUCCGAGAAGCUAGAAGUACCUGUUGAAUGGGUUUACUACGCUAAAGCCAUCUUGGCCUCGUCUCAGAACAGAUACAGAGAAGCUGCCUGGUAUUACGUGAAGGCCGAGAGAUGGAACGAAGCUCACGAAAUCAUCAUGAAUAAUUUAGUCACAAAUGCCAUUAUUAAUGAAAGCUACGCCGUCGUACAAGACCUUCUGGACGAAAUCGUGGCCAGCGAACGUGCCAUCAGCGGAUGGAACCACAAAGGAGGCAUAAUCUACGAUUAUUUAACCAUAAUGAACGAAAUAAACGCCCUUAUGGCUGAACAAUCGAUAGAGACGGCCUUGGUGAUGGAAAAACUGCAGCCUACGAUGAGCUCCGUAUGCCACAAAAUAAAAUUUUUCCCCACCAACACGAUUAAAGAAAGAUUAUGUCAAGCGGAAAUUUCCAAAAGGAUGAUCCAGUUUAUUCGAACGAUAUUGAAUUUACAAUACGGUAAAGCCGGACCGUCGGUUAGGUUUUUCGUCAGCCUGGUGGACCAGCUGCCGUUACCGGAAGAUUACAGAAUGCAAGAAUUAAACGAAAUUAUAUCCUGGUGGAUGAGUAAAUGAAGAAGCAAAAGAAGAAGAGCCUCCGAUAACCCUGCUAAUAUCUGACGUCUUUGGUGGUGGUGCUUCGAAUCGUCUCCUCUCCCUCCAGAUCUCCGCCGUGCUUGCUGCUUCGAUUGAAAGAAAUUACGAAGAAUUUGGCUAACUUGUAUUUUUUAUUUAUUUUAAAAAAAAAUUGUUUUGUAAAUUGAACGAAAGCUCGCGCUGAUAAAGUCGUCGAUCCCGAUAUACCUAAUUACCUACCUAUCGCUGUUGUAUUCUAUUUUCGUGUGUUAUUAUCGCUAUUAUUAUUAAUAUUAUUUAUACGAGUGUAUCUGAGAAUUUUUUUUUAUUUAAUUGUUCGUUUAUUUUAUUUUUUAAAUUUCGGCUUUCCUCUCUUUUUUUUCCUUUGCGUGCGUGUGUUUUUAAUUUAGUAAAAAGUUACGUAAAACGUGCUGCUGCACGAAUCGUUCGUUAUUAUAUCGAUUUACGAAAAGAAAAUUUUCACUGUGUUAUGUUGAACGUAUAUAGAAUAAUUAUUAUAUUCCUUCUUUUUGGUAAUUAUUUUAUUUAUCAUUUUUUUUUAUUUCGAAUAAAUUAGCGUUGUAUUUUAA